AUCCUCAAUUGGGAAGAAGAGUGGGACGAGGAGGCAGAGAGACCCGGACUGGGGGAUUAGUGAGGCUGAACCCGCCCGGAUCUGGAUCCUGGUCCUCACACCUGAUGCUGCUGGGAUUUCGAUCAGUUAAUCGAUGAGCGCGUGAGGUGAUUGGCUGCGGCGCGAGGAGCUGAUGAGGAUUUUCCUGGCAGAAAACUGAAGAUGAUCGCGGGUCGGAGGAGCUGAGGAGCGGAGAUGUACGAGGAGAGCCGAAGAAGUAGCGCUCAUAACGGCUACACCAAAUCAGUGGAUGGGGAACGUGAAGGAGGAGAGGGGGAAGAGAAAGAGGGGGGAGGAGAGGCGGAUGGAGGAGGAGAGGGAGGAGAAGGGGAGGAAAAAGAUCCGGAAUGGGAUGAGGAGCUGGAUGGGGAGAAUGGUGGCGGGGUGAAGAUGACGAGAACCAACACUCUUCACUCCACCACCAGUUCCACUGGAACACAGAGGAGAAGAGGACAACACGCAAAGAAACAGGUGCAGGGCACUAAUCAGGUCCAGCGAGCCCCACGUGCUCUGUUCUGUCUGAAGCUCAACAACCCGAUCCGCCAAGCCGCGCUCCACAUCGUGGAGUGGAAACCCUUUGACAUCUUCAUCCUGUUAGCAAUCUUUGCUAACUGCGUCGCUCUGGGAGUUUCCAAACCGUUUCCCGAGGACGACUCCAACUCCACCAACCAUGACCUGGAACAAGUGGAGUACAUAUUCCUCAUCAUCUUCACAGUGGAGACCUUCUUGAAGAUCCUGGCCUACGGACUGGUGAUGCACCCCAGCUCCUACAUUCGGAACGGCUGGAACCUGCUCGACUUUGUCAUCGUCAUUGUUGGGCUGUUCAGUGUUGUACUGGAGACGAUGACCACCAAGUCAACGGGCGAGCAGGCGACCACACAUCACAUGCCAGGAAAGCCAGGAGGUUUAGAUGUAAAAGCUCUGAGAGCUUUUAGGGUGCUGCGACCCCUCAGACUGGUUUCUGGAGUUCCCAGUCUGCAGAUCGUGCUGAACUCCAUCAUGAAGGCCAUGGUUCCUCUGCUUCAUAUCGCUUUGUUGGUUCUCUUUGUCAUCAUCAUCUACGCCAUCAUCGGCCUGGAGCUUUUCAUCGGACGGAUGCACAGGACCUGCUACUACAUCCACACGGAUAACUUUGUGGAGGAUGAACCGGUCCCGUGUGCGUUCGCCGGUCACGGCCGUCAGUGCUCUGUGAACGGCUCUGAGUGUCGUGGAAGGUGGGAUGGACCCAACGGUGGAAUCACCAACUUUGACAACUUCUUCUUUGCCAUGCUGACAGUGUUUCAGUGCAUCACAAUGGAGGGAUGGACCGACGUGCUCUACUGGAUGAACGAUGCUAUUGGAUUCGAGUUGCCGUGGGUGUACUUCGUCAGUCUGGUGAUUUUUGGGUCUUUCUUCGUUCUCAACCUGGUUCUGGGAGUCCUCAGUGGAGAGUUCAGCAAGGAAAGAGAGAAGGCAAAAGCUCGUGGAGAUUUCCAGAAGUUGCGCGAGAAGCAACAGAUGGAAGAGGAUCUGUGUGGAUACAUGGACUGGAUCACACAGGCGGAGGACAUGGACGAACUGGAUGAAGACGGAAACACACGACCGUCUCUCGGGGACCUGUCUGAUAAAAAGAGGGGCAAGUUUGGGUGGUUCAGUCACUCCAAUGAGACUCAUGCGAGUCUUCCUGCCAGUGAGACGGCUUCUGAGAACACGGAGAACAUCGAUGAGGAACACACCAACUGCUGCCAGGCCUGCUGCGCUCGGAUGAUGAAGAUCAGCUGCUGUCGAACGCUGCGGCGCUGGAAUCGAGUCUGUCGUAGAAACUGUCGCACGGCCGUCAAGUCGGUGACUUUCUAUUGGCUGGUCCUUCUACUCGUCUUCCUCAACACAUCUCUGAGUGCCUCUGAGCACUACAACCAACCUGAGUGGUUGACACAGGUCCAGGACAUCGCCAACAAGGUGCUGCUGUCUCUCUUCACGGUGGAGAUGCUGCUGAAGAUGUACAGUUUGGGUCUGGCUCAUUAUUUUGUGGCGUUUUUUAACCGUUUCGACUGCUUCGUGGUGUGCGGCGGCAUCAUAGAGACCAUCUUGGUGGAGCUGGACAUCAUGCCUCCUCUGGGGAUUGCUGUCCUGCGCUGUGUCCGCCUGCUGCGCAUCUUUAAGGUCACUCGCCAUUGGACAGCUCUGUCCAACCUGGUGGCGUCCCUGCUCAAUUCCAUGAAAUCCAUUGCCUCCUUGCUGCUCCUUCUCUUCCUCUUCCUCAUCAUCUUUGCGCUGCUCGGCAUGCAGCUGUUUGGAGGGAAGUUCAACUUUGAUGAGACGCAGACCAAACGAAGCACAUUUGAUGCCUUUCCCCAGGCAUUGCUCACAUGCUUCCAGAUCCUGACAGGUGAGGACUGGAAUGUGGUCAUGUAUGAUGGCAUCAUGGCAUACGGUGGCCCAGUCUUCCCAGGGAUGAUCGUCUGUGUUUACUUCGUUAUCCUCUUCAUUUGUGGUAACUACAUCCUGCUAAAUGUCUUCUUGGCCAUCGCUGUGGACAAUCUGGCUGGAGGAGAUGGAGAAGACAAGAAGAAAGAUAAGAAUAAGGAACAUGCCGAGGAGGAGCCUGAAGGAGAAGUGAAGGUGGACAUUGAUGAAGACACUGAGUAUGAAGAGGAUGAAGAGCUUCCUGAGGGAGAUGAAGAGGGUGGAGUUCAGCUGAAGAUGGCAGACCUGGCUCCUCCUAAGGAGAAGGUAGUUCCAAUCCCAGAUGGCAGCGCAUUCUUCUGCCUCAGUAAAACAAACCCAAUCCGUGUGGCAUGUCACACUCUGAUCCAUCAUCACAUCUUCACCAACCUUAUCCUCCUCUUCAUCAUCCUUAGCAGCUGCUCAUUGGCUGCCGAGGAUCCAAUCAGAGCGCACUCAUUCCGGAACAACAUCCUGGGCUAUGCAGACUACGCCUUUACCAGCAUCUUCACCGUGGAGAUUCUGCUGAAGAUGACGGUCCACGGAGCGUUCCUCCACCAGGGCUCCUUCUGCAGGAACUGGUUUAACCUCUUAGACCUGCUGGUGGUCAGCGUGUCGCUGGUCUCCUUCUUCCUACACUCCAGCGCCAUCUCAGUGGUGAAGAUCCUCCGAGUCCUACGGGUGCUGCGACCUCUGAGAGCCAUCAACCGGGCCAAAGGCCUGAAGCAUGUGGUCCAGUGUGUGUUCGUGGCCAUCAGAACCAUCGGGAACAUCAUGAUCGUCACCACGUUGCUGCAGUUCAUGUUUGCCUGCAUCGGAGUCCAGCUCUUCAAGGGUAAAUUUUAUCGCUGCACAGACGAGGCCAAGAGCACUCCUGAACAGUGCAAAGGGACCUUCGUGGUGUACAAAGAUGGAGAUGUGAGCCACCCCAUGGUCAGACAGCGGAUCUGGCUGAACAGCGACUUUAACUUCGAUAACGUGCUGAUGGGCAUGAUGGCCCUUUUCACCGUCUCCACCUUCGAGGGCUGGCCCGCGUUGCUGUACAAGGCCAUCGAUGCCAACGGAGAGAACUCCGGUCCCAUCUACAACUACAGAGUGGAGAUCUCUAUUUUCUUCAUCGUCUACAUCAUCAUCAUCGCCUUUUUUAUGAUGAACAUCUUCGUGGGUUUUGUCAUCAUCACCUUUAGAGAGCAGGGAGAACAGGAGUACAAGAACUGCGAGCUGGACAAGAACCAGCGUCAGUGUGUGGAGUACGCCCUGAAGGCUCAGCCCCUCAAACUUUACAUCCCCAAAAACCCGGUUCAGUAUAAGUUCUGGUCCAUCAUCAACUCGACGGGAUUCGAGUACGUGAUGUUUGUCCUGAUUCUUCUCAACACCGUGACUCUGGCGGUUCAGCACUAUGAGCAGUCCAAGACCUUCAGCGACGUCAUGGACAUCCUCAACAUGGUCUUCACUGGGCUCUUCACAGCGGAGAUGCUCCUGAAACUUCUUGCUCUCAGACUGCGGCACUACUUCGUGGAUGCCUGGAACUCGUUUGAUGCUCUGAUUGUAGUCGGCAGCGUGGUGGACAUCGUAGUCACCGAGUUCAGCAGUGGAGAGGACAGCUCCCGCGUGUCCAUCACCUUUUUCCGUCUCUUCCGAGUGAUGAGAUUGGUCAAGCUGCUGAAUAAGGGGGAGGGGAUUCGUACGCUGCUGUGGACGUUCAUCAAAUCGCUACAGGCCCUGCCGUAUGUUGCUCUGCUCAUCGCCAUGAUCUUCUUCAUCUACGCGGUCAUCGGCAUGCAGACAUUUGGGAAAAUAGCGAUGCAGGACAACACUCAGAUCAACAGGAACAACAACUUCCAGACAUUUCCUCAGGCUGUCCUCCUCCUCUUCAGGUGUGCCACCGGUGAGGCGUGGCAGGAGAUCAUGUUGGCCAGUCUUCCAGGUAAACGAUGCGAUCCGGAGUCGGACUACGAGCCAGGAGAGGAGUUCAGCUGCGGCAGCAACUUCGCCAUCGUGUACUUCAUCAGCUUCUUCAUGCUCUGUGCUUUCCUGAUCAUCAACCUGUUUGUCGCCGUCAUCAUGGACAACUUCGACUACCUGACACGUGAUUGGUCGAUUCUGGGGCCCCAUCACCUGGAUGAGUUCAAGAGGAUCUGGUCUGAGUACGAUCCCGAGGCCAAAGGUCGAAUUAAACAUCUGGAUGUGGUGGCGCUGCUCCGGAGGAUUCAGCCUCCUCUGGGCUUCGGGAAGCUCUGUCCUCACAGAGUCGCGUGUAAGCGGCUGGUGGCCAUGAACAUGCCUCUGAACGCGGACGGGAUGGUUACCUUCAACGCCACACUCUUUGCUCUGGUUCGCACCGCGCUCAAGAUCAAGACAGAAGGUAACCCUGAACAAGAGAACGAAGAGCUGAGAGUCAUCAUCAAGAAAAUCUGGAAGAGAAUGAAACCGAAGCUGCUGGACGAAGUCAUCCCCCCCCAUGAAGAGGAGGAAGUCACUGUUGGGAAGUUUUAUGCAACUUUCCUGAUCCAGGAUUAUUUCAGGAAGUUCAGAAAGAGGAAGGAAAAGGGGGCUUUAGCCGUAGAGUCCGAGUCCCCCAACCCGUCUGCUGUCCAGCUCUGUAAAGCUGGUCUGAAGACUCUGCAGGAUCUGGGCCCAGAGAUGCGUCUGGCUCUGAACAAAGACCUGGAGGAGGAGGAGGAGGAGGAGGAGGAGGAGGAAGAGGAGGAGGCCAUGCUGGAGGACGAAAUGGCGGAGAACUUAUCUUAUAAGGCUGAAAACGGAUUUGGAGCGGAGACCCGGCGCGGCUCCAUGCUGACACCUUCUGGUGAUAGCGGCGCCUCUAAUGGUGGUCUGAUCCAUCGAGUGGGCUCACUCACCAAGACGGUGAAUAGGAACGAACACGAGGAGCAUCUUCAUCGUGGAGACAGUCUGAGGUCAUCAGUGAAUCGCCAUCGGCGCUCCUCUGUGAAGAACGGCCUGCUGGACCAUGUCCACAAGAGACCGUCACACUACAAACAUGGAAGGAGGGACUCCAGAGACCAGUCCUGGAGGAACGGAGAUCUGGAGCCGUACGGGGAGCAGGGUUACACCAGCAGAGAGGAGGACAACGAGAGCAUCACCUCCAGAGACAGACAUUAUCCUGAUGAGAUCAGGGACCAUUACGAUGACCCCUCCCCCUACACCAACAGCAGCUAUGGUAGCAGCUUCAGCAGUAGCAGAAGAACCACCCGCAGACGCCUGCUUCCUGCCACGCCCACAGGUCGGAAACCGUCCUUCAACAUUCAGUGUCUAAGGCGGCAGGGCAGCAGUGAUGACCUGCCCAUUCCCGGGACGUACCACCCAACAUCACCCCCACGCCGUGCUCAAGCGUACAGUUCCCACCACUCAUCCGGAGGCUCCUCAGCAGCCUCCUCGACUUCCUGGGCAAAGCCGUGUCCUCGCCGUGGCCGCCUCCUCUAUGCUCCUCUCAUCCUGGUUGAGGAGGAGGGCAGCCCUCCGUGGGGGCGGGAUGGAGGCCCAGGGGGUGAGGGGAAGAGAGGAGGAGCAGGACGAGGUGCAGCAGACAGACCGGCGUGGUACAGUGGCCCUGCAGGGACAUCAGCUCCGCCCCCGUACCGAGCGUACACCACCCUCAGAGUUCCGUCUCAGCUUGGUGCUCCUUUCACGGAGAAACGAGGAUCAGCAGACAGCCUAGUGGAGGCGGUUCUGAUCUCAGAAGGACUCGGUCUUUACGCCCGAGACCCAAAGUUCGUGGCAUUCGCGAAGCGGGAGAUUGCAGAUGCGUGUCACAUGACAGUGGAUGAGAUGGAGUCUGCAGCGAGCGACCUGCUGAGCUCCGGGAGCCACGACUUCCUCGGCACCAUUGCAGACGACCCAGCGGCGCUGUACAGCGACGACGAGCCAAUCAGGACGAACCGCGAGGAGGAGGAGCUGGCUGACGAGAUGGCCUGUGUGACGUCAUUCUGACCAGUCAGAGAUGCAGAAGAUGGAGGCGAGGCUUCUACCUUCCACUGGAAUCACAUCCUGAAACGUAACCAAUCACAGAAGGGAGGCGGAGUUUAAUCUUGCUUUACUGAUUCCAGCCUUUCUCCACAAACUCCUGCAGUUUUAUAAAAUAAAACAAACUUUUUCUAAUAUAAUUUUUUAGUAGAAUUUCAGAAAAUUUCACAAAAUUUAAAAUUGUUGUGAUAAUUUUGUAUAAUUCAGAUUUAAAUUGACGUAUAAUUUUUUUUUAGCUUUUCUUAGAAAUGAAAUUAGGGAAAAUGAUAUUUACAGUUUUUUUAAAGCUCUGAAGGUCGGACGCACCUGGAGGGUUUUGUUGCUGCUGACCUGAGAUCUGCUGAAGAACUUUUUUAUUUUCAUGUUUACCUUUUAAAUUUAUUUGUUUGACUUUGUUUUUGUUUUACUUGAUUUUUUUUAUUUUAUUUUUUACAAAUAUUCGUGUUUUAAUUAAUUGUAAAUAUUUUCGAGGAGGGACGUUUUAAACACAUUUGUCAUUUUUGUUCACUCUUCUGAUGUUCCGAUGGGAGCGACCCGGUUCUGUUGGGCCCGUGUGUUUGUUUGAACCGGUUCAAAGGGCUCGUUUCCUGACCAGAAAUACUUGUUUGUUUCCAAUAAAGUCUUGAAGCAGCG
Molecule: messenger RNA, 7080 nt
Organism: Nothobranchius furzeri (turquoise killifish)
Lineage: Eukaryota; Metazoa; Chordata; Actinopteri; Cyprinodontiformes; Nothobranchiidae
Gene: cacna1fb
Product: calcium channel, voltage-dependent, L type, alpha 1F subunit
Biological process (GO): calcium ion import across plasma membrane
Cellular component (GO): membrane; voltage-gated calcium channel complex
Molecular function (GO): high voltage-gated calcium channel activity
Source: RefSeq, a predicted model, not a curated record